Molecule: messenger RNA, 1303 nt
Organism: Budorcas taxicolor (takin)
Lineage: Eukaryota; Metazoa; Chordata; Mammalia; Artiodactyla; Bovidae
Gene: WHR1
Product: serine/threonine kinase 19
Exons: 7
Coding region: 16-930 (304 amino acids)
Biological process (GO): positive regulation of Ras protein signal transduction; protein phosphorylation
Molecular function (GO): protein serine/threonine kinase activity
Source: RefSeq, a predicted model, not a curated record
GCCUCUGUCGUCAGCAUGUCAGCCUACGAAGAUGGGGCUGAUUGGUUUCCGAGGAGGGACGCCCAGGGAGCCCGUACGUCACUGCUCUGUGCCGGAAGACUAUUUUCGUGGUCUCUUCCCUCAACAGCUUUCUACCUCUUCCCCGCCGCGAACAGAUCCCGGGAUAUGAGCCGGAAGAGGCAUCGCCUGGUCCCGGAGACCUUUGGGUUGAAGAGGCGGCGGGAACUAGGGGAUGUAGAGGCAGAUCCUUUGCGAUGCGAGUCAGGAUCUGCGCGAGAGGCAGUCGCAGAGAUAGUGCGGCUGUUCCCGCGAGUGCUGUUUGAGGAUGCGCUACCCCCCAUCGCGCUGAGGAGCCAGGUGUACAGCCUCGUACCGGACCGAACCGUGGCUGACCGGCAGCUGAAGGCACUGCAAGAGCAGGGGGAGAUCAGGAUUGUCCAGCUAGGCUUCGACUUGGAUGCCCAAGGAAUCAUGUUCACCGAGGACUACAGGACCAGAGUCCUCAAGGCUUGUGAUGGCCGCCCAUAUGCUGCCGCAGUACAGAAGUUUCUGGCUUCCGUGCUUCCAGCCUGUGGUGACCUUAGCUUCCAGCAAGACCAAAUGACACAGACCUUUGGCUUCAGGGACCCAGAGAUCACGCAGCUGGUCAAAGCCGGGGUGCUCACUGUCCGAGAUGCUGGAAGUUGGUGGCUCGCAGUGCCUGGAGCUGGGAGGUUCAUCAAAUAUUUUGUUAAAGGGCGCCAGGCUGUCCUUAGUAUGGUCCGGAAGGCCAAGUACCGGGAGCUACUUCUUUCAGAGCUCCUGGGCCGGCGGGCACCUGCCUCGGUGCGGCUCGGCCUCGCCUACCACGUACACGACCUCAUUGGGGCCCAGCUGGUGGACUGUGUCUCCACCACUUCUGGAACCCUCCUCCGCCUGCCAGAGACCUGAGGACUCUGUUCAUCAUUGCACACCUCCCCAGGGUGGGGAUUGAGGGGCCCAAGAGGGCUGCCCACCCGGGCUGAGGCAGGGUCACCUUGGGAAGGCUCGGGAGCCAGGAAGAGUGCUGGGCUUGCUGCUGUGCUGAGGGUCAGAUGUGACUGCCUCUGUUGACCUGGGCUGCGUCCCAGUGGAGGGCUUUGGGCUGUGCUUCUCUGCCCUUUCACGGAAGUGGAGCCAGAAACCUUGCCAAGGCCGUGGCUGCCGUCUUUCAUGCAGCAAGGUGCUGCCACUACUCUGUCUGGGGUAGGAAGGAGGGGUCACUGGGUAAGCUGUCAAAGUAGGACAGAAUUUUUCUUCCUACAUGUUGGGUUGAAACUGCCAA